GAGAGAGAAUGAGUCAGAGAAAGUAGAGAGAGAGAGAGAGAGAGAGCGUCUGAGUGAGUAAUGUAGUGUUGCUGCCUCUCUGGACAUGGACACACCAGAGAGGAACCAGAUCAACCCUCCCGUCUCUCAAUUCGAGGAUUCACCUGUGUUCAACUAUAUCAAUAAUUUAUCUCCUAUAAAGCCCGUUAAGUCUGUUCACAUUACUCAGACUUUCAAUUCACUUAGCUAUUCAUCCCCACCAUCUGUUUUCACAUCACCCCAUGUUAGCUGUCUCAAGGAAUCUAGAUUCCAACGGAGACAUAACCCAUUGGGUACAUCAAAGCCUAAGGUUUCAUCUGAAGAUGUAAAUAAAGUUUACUCGAGUGAUCAGGCUCUUGCAGAUUCUACUCAUGCACAUCAUUACUCAAGUGAAUUACAGGAAAAUACUGAUCAAGGGAUUUCCGUUGGAGAUACUUCCAUUGAGCUAUCUAGUGAACACACAAAAUUCUCAGUUGAGCUACCCCAAGCCUUAAAAUAUAAUUGUGGUAACCCUGGCUAUGAUCCUCCACUUUGUGCUGAUGAGGUUAACUCUCUUUUGGAAUUGCCUGCUGAGGCAGCAUCAGAUGUUGCCCAUGUUCAGGAAGGCUGUAAAACAGAUUCAGUUGAGGAUGGGGUACAUGUUCGGGGAAUAUGUCAGGCUGAGCCAAAGAGUGAAGGCCCUGACUGUGAUUGGGAUAGUUUAAUUCCCGAUGCCACUGAUCUUUUAAUUUUUAAUUCCCCAAAUGAAGCAGAAGCUUUGAAGGGCCUACUGCAGAAACCGCGCAGCGAUUUUAUGUUUCUGCUACCACAAUCCACCAUCAAUAAUGGUCAGAAAAUGCAAGUUGUUGAUGCAGUUGCUUCUGGUUCUGAACAUGAAAUUGAAGAUCAUUGUUCUGAGCAAAUAGCAGCCACAGAUGCAGACCAUACACAGGAAAAUCUUGCCAAUAUUGCUCUGAUGACGAGCAAUCCUAAUGAGAAAACAGAUGAUGAGCUUGUUUCUGUCAUGCGUGGUGGUGGUGGUGGUGGUGGUACACUGAGACGCUGUUUAGACUUUGAGAUGGCCCGUGUGCGAACGAAGAAUACAGAUGAGAAUUCGAACACUGGUUCUAAUGCAUCGCAGUCUGAUGAGAGGAAUGCUACUAAUGAAAAGCAUCUGCUUCCUACAAAACGCAAUGGGAAUUCACAAAGGUGCAUUUUGCCUGGAAUUGGUUUACACUUGAACGCACUUGCAAACUUAAAAGAUUACAAAGGCAUGAAUAAUGAAAAAUUGUCUUCUGGAAGACAACUCAGUCUACCCAGCUCCACUUCUUCCUUGCAUCUCUCUAUAAGCCAAGAACAUCAGCAUCUAUCUUUGGUAUCUGUAUCAUCUGAAAGAGACUUGGUUCCAUCAGACAAUGGGGUUCAGCCUGCUGAAGAUUGUUCCCAGGGAUCAGCUUACAUGGCUGGUGAAGAUUUCAAUCAGAACAGCCCCAAAAAGAAAAGGCGUAAAUCAGAAACUGGGGGCUGCAAACAUUGUAAUUGCAAGAAAUCAAAAUGUUUGAAGCUUUAUUGUGAGUGCUUUGCUGCUGGUGUCUACUGCAUAGAACCUUGCAAUUGUCAGGAUUGCUUCAACAAACCCAUUAAUGAAGAUACUGUUGUUCAAACUCGCAAGCAGAUUGAAUCUCGUAACCCAAUUGCAUUUACUCCUAAAGUCAUUGAAACCGAGGAUGAACCAAAUAAAACUCCAGCUUCAGCACGACACAAAAGAGGAUGCAACUGCAAGAAAUCAAGCUGCCUAAAGAAAUAUUGUGAAUGUUAUCAGGGGGGUGUUGGUUGCUCCAUUAGCUGUAGAUGUGAAGGGUGCAAGAAUGCAUAUGGUAGAAAGGAUGGUUCUGCUCCUAUAGGAAUAGAAGCUGAGCCAGAAGAAACAGAAGCAUGUGACAAGGCUGUGGUGGAAAAAGCUUUACAGAAAACUGAAAUUCAGAAUAUUGAACAUCACCCACAUUCUGUUCUUGAGGCAACACCGUUACGGAUUUCCAGGCCCUUGCUUCUUUUGCCCUCUUCAUCAAAAGGAAAGCCACCAAGAUCUUUUGUUACAACCAUCUCUGGUUCUUCUGGAUUGUUUACCAAUCAAAAGCAUGGGAAAUCCAAUUCUGUUUGGUCUCCAUCUAAGCAUUUUCAAACUGUUCCAGAUGAUGAAAUGCCAGAUAUUCUCCGAGGUGAUAGCUCUCCUAUCACUUGCAUCAAAACUUCUUCUCCAAAUGGCAAGAGAAUCUCCUCUCCUAACUGUGACUUGGGAUCAUCUCCUAGUCGUAGAGGUGGCAGGAAGUUGAUAUUACAAUCCAUUCCUUCCUUUCCUUCUCUCACCCCUCAUCAUUAAAGUGGGGAUAUUUUUCCUUGCAAGUUAGGCCUCCCCCCUCCCCCCUUUAAUCAUGUCUUUAGUUUGUUGCAAUAGAUGCUUUGCUUAGGUUUAUGUAUAUUGAGCUUCGUUUUGC
Molecule: messenger RNA, 2492 nt
Organism: Gastrolobium bilobum
Lineage: Eukaryota; Viridiplantae; Streptophyta; Magnoliopsida; Fabales; Fabaceae
Product: protein tesmin/TSO1-like CXC 2
Exons: 10
Coding region: 86-2377 (763 amino acids)
Molecular function (GO): DNA-binding transcription factor activity
Source: RefSeq, a predicted model, not a curated record